Molecule: messenger RNA, 567 nt
Organism: Thelazia callipaeda (thelaziosis nematode)
Lineage: Eukaryota; Metazoa; Nematoda; Chromadorea; Rhabditida; Thelaziidae
Source: the annotation of a GenBank genome assembly
AUGCAGGCUAAAUCUAGUCAAGUAUUGAAGAAAAGAACGAAUGAAGUUGCUCAGGAUGAAGAACCACAGAUUAUGGUGGGUGAGGAGCAAUGCGAUGAUGAACGGAAAUUAAAGCAUUUAAAAAAUACUGGGCGAUUAGAAAAUCUGAAAACUGUUUUGAAUGCCAAAAAAUCACAGCGGAAAGUUACGCUAAAAAAAGCUCAAGGUGAUUUUGCAGAUCAGAUAGAAGGCGCAUUGACAAAGCAAGCGUCUUCUCACUUUGAUAAGUCGAAAAUGAAAAAAAAGGAAUCGAAUAAUCCACAGACUCGUACAAAAGUAUCAAACUCCAAACAUGAAACCUCAUACUACCAAUCAUCUCUUUUUUCCGUCCCUUCUACAGACACCACAACACAGAUGGACUUGGAAAUGAAAUAUGCUGAAAUAGGUAUCACUGUAGACAGUGAUGAAUCUAAGAAAUUGAAAAAAAAGCCUAAAAUGGAAAGAAAAGAUGAUACACUGCGCAGUGUGGAUCCUGUAAUGCCAGAUAUGGAUUUACCUUCGCUUACUCUGAAUAGUAAAACGGAUUAA